Actinia tenebrosa (Australian red waratah sea anemone) is the source of this 2908-nucleotide messenger RNA. Its product is annotated as gametogenetin-binding protein 2. NCBI's taxonomy places the organism in Eukaryota, Metazoa, Cnidaria, Anthozoa, Actiniaria, Actiniidae. Gene Ontology annotation, cellular component: nucleus; cytoplasm. The record is from RefSeq and is a predicted model, not a curated record.
GUGAAGAGAAAGUGUAGGAGUAAAAAGGGAAGGAAAUUCUGUGUUUACUCGAAAUAUUCCUCCAUAAUUCAARUAUAUCGAACCCAGCCACAAAAAAUACCUUAUUUAUGGAAAAUUUGUGAACCAACCAUCAACUCUGUGGACUACAUUGAUGAGAAUUUAAGCAGAAAGUCAACUUAAAAAAUGGCUAAACUUGUUGCUGUGUGUCGAGAUGAGAUGGAUUUUGCUUUCGAACGUCGCCAGAUCCCUUUAGUAAUCGAAGAAAAUCUUACGAUGGUUAUGGAAAUUCCGGAAAACGUGAUAUCUUCUUGCAAUGUCAGCGAAAACCAAAUCCAAGAUUUUUUGAAGAGAUACGAAUGCUUGGAUAGCGAGGAGUUGGUUUUUGCUCUUAUGGUUCGUCAAAAAGAUGUAUUUUCGUUGCUUUCACACUCUGUGCCUUGUGUGGGCUGUCGUAGAAGUGUUGAGAGGUUGUGCAACCAACUAGUGAAAUCUGGUCAGCGAGCACUUGAACCGCUAAUCAUCACAACAUCAGGAAUCUUGACAGUUAGUGAUUAUUUUCUUCGYGACCCCAAGUUAGUAUAUGCAUUGUUCUACACACAUGGGUCUAGRUUGAAUGAAUUGGUUGARGCUAUUCCAAAAAGUAGAAGAAACAGGAGAUGUCCCUUACAUUCCUUGGAAACUCACAAGUCUAGACCAUCAGGAAGUUGGAUGGAUGUAUGGGAUCUUCUUUCUCAAGAAUGCCGAGAUGAGGUUGUUUUAAUUGAUUCAGAUGCUCUUCUUGAUACUCUAGAGCAUUACCUACGRAAACACAGAUUUUGUUCAGAAUGCAAGUCAAAGGUGCUGAGAGCAUACAGUAUUUUAGCAGGGGAUUUAGAUGGACCAAGUGAAAAAGGGUUUUGCCCAACAUUGUAUGACGGACUAAAGAGCUGUCCACAAGAGCGUCACAUCCACGUCCUGUGUGAUACAGAUUUCAUUGCUCAUCUGAUAGGAAGAGCAGAACCUGAAAUAGCUGGAGGAAGAAGGGAGAGGCAUGCGAAGACAUUAGAUAUUGCACAAGAAGAGGUUCUAACUUGUCUUGGUACUCAUUUAUGGGAGAGAUUACACAGACUGUGGCAGAAGCUAAGAGCAGAGGAGCAAACUUGGCAAAUGUUGUUUUAUCUUGGUGUUGAUGCUUUGAGAAAAACCUUUGAGGUUGCUGUUGAGAAGAAGCUAGGUAUCUCCAGGCUAGAACAAGUGGUCGAGGAAAUAUCUAUAGCAGAACGGAUGAAAGAACUCAAACGAGAACAAAAACGACUCAAGAAGAAAGCCAGGAGAAUCGAAAAGUGCAAGUGUUUGACAGAAUCUCGUGAGGCAGUCACUGAAACGAGCGAAGAACAAGAAAGCAAGCCYGCUCUUCCCAAAGAAAAUGGCGACGUCUGUGAAGAUAUAUACAGCCAUGAACAGGARGGAAGCUGUGAGGACGAAGAUGACGGCGACAGCGUGGACACUCCAUGUAGCUGUGAGGACAUGGACUGUAGCAUAAGGAAACGAAGACAAGACUCGUGGUCGGUGUACAGGAAUGGAGACUGUGGUUAUGUUGGCAAGACGAAUCCUUGGUGCGGCGAGCGGGAUCAUCGGAACGGGACGACCUGUACAGGGGAUAAGACACACCUAGUAAUAAAAAUGGCAAGAAGAAGAAGAAAGGGAAAAAGAAGAAAGGAACGAAAGAAAAAGAGAAGGAACACKCGAAUGGUUGUGGAGAACAUCAAAUGGACGAUUGUGAAGGGAUGGAUGAUGAGGAGAAGAAACUUCUUCAAUCCAUGGGAUGGACUAACUCUAGUGUUCAGCAUUGCUGUUCGUCGGACGAUGACAGCGGUAUAUCAGAACAGGAUAUCCUACAGUUCAAAGCCACACACARGAGUGUGACAGUGCAGCGGCAAGAGCUACGGGAGAAACUGCGGCAAAAAUUCGAAAAUAUGUCGCGGAAGGCAACAGACUCUGUAACGAAUCAGAUGAAUGGGUUAAACAUAGCUGUAGUACAUUAGUUCUAACCUUUCAGGAUUCACAGUGGCAUCUCAUCAUCACGCAUGCGUAUAGCGCUACUUCACUUUGAUUUUUGUAAUAUAAUUUUCGUUUGUUUUGAUUUAAUGCUUUGAAUAAUAUUAGUGGUUUUUUCCCCGGCACGUUGUCAGCACAGCUACCUGAUGUUGAUAGCCUGGUUUUCACAAGUAAAUGGCAUAAGUAUAGUAACGUGCGCAUGUGCAGAAAGUAUCAUUGAUUAUCUCAUUCGGUCUGUCAUCUUGGAAUUAUGAGCUUUCCAAAAUGGACUGGUGUAGAGUGUUUCUGAUUGGUUGAUGUCAUCAUGCAUAUGCUUCUCGCUUACGUCAUGCAUUGACUUAAACGUUAACACAAACCAAGAAAAACGAAUUUUUUCCAUUGAGCUUGAGUUUGUUGUUUUUGUCAUCGCUUGCUUUUUUCCCCGUGAAAACCAAGUUAUUUAUGGCUUUGUCUUUACUUUGAUGGUAUCCUGCACAACUGGUUUGUACCAUUUCGCAGCUUGCUGUACUCGUGUGGUUAUUUUUCUUUUCUUUUUUUCAUUUUUUUGUCUUAUUCAAUAUCCCAUUAAUUUGAUUUUCGAUAUUUAAGAGUGAACUAUUUUGUUCUUAAUCACCAAAAAGGGUUUGAAAAAACUAAAUACUGAUUAAAAGGACAAAGCUCACCASAGUCAAAAAAUUACCUUAGUGCUGGUAGCUUGGUAACUAGUUGUAUURUAAUUAGAUGUGUGACAUUACACAUAUAGCAGCAGCACACCGAUGAGAUACCGCUGUGCAGUGUGUGCGCGUAGUCUUAGAGAUUCCAAAAGUCUUCUCGAAUGGUUGUACCAUUCCCUAGAAUGGAAAAUAGUAAUAAACUGAUCAAAAACUUGAAA